Messenger RNA from Trichobilharzia regenti, 2895 nucleotides. NCBI's taxonomy places the organism in Eukaryota, Metazoa, Platyhelminthes, Trematoda, Strigeidida, Schistosomatidae. The record is from the annotation of a GenBank genome assembly.
UCGCCUAUUUAACAGCGCCUUCUUAGAGUUCUGCGCUACAUCUAUCUGCGUUAUUUAAAUUCCAAUGAUUAUUCGUGUCCAGUCACCAAAUGGGACAAAGAAAAUAGAAUUGGCUGAAUCUGAAAGUUAUGAUAAAUUUAUAAGCUUGGUUUGCGAGCGGUUUGGGAUAAAUAGAAACGAUGGUUGGUGCCUCUCGCGUACCCAUAGUCACACUGAACGAUUGAAUGCACGGUCGAAUGCACGUAUUUCGAAACUUGGUUUAAAGCAUGGUGACCUACUCUUCUUGUUGGAUUUUGUCGACAAAGAGAAGCAAAAAGUUUCUAAUGACUUGGAUUAUGUUGGUGACAACACAAGUGUAUCAGCUCAAACAAACGACAUUGAUUCACCGGACAAUCGUAAAUGGUCUUCUUCGUGGAUAGUAGAGGAUAAAGUUGAUCAAGAAAUGGCAAAAAUGGAUGGUCGUAUACACCGGAAAAGAAAUGAACAAUUGUGUCAUCAUUCUGUAUCUGGGCAAUGCAUUCAUUGUGUUCCCCUUGAGCCUUUUGAUUCGGAGUAUUUAGGGCAUUUAGAUCCACCUGUGAAAUAUAUGUCAUUUCAUGCAUAUCUACGUAAAUUAACUGGCGGGCAUAGCAAGGGUAAAUUUGCCUUCUUGGAGAAUUUAAGCUGUCGUAUCCGUCCAGGUUGUCGUGAUCAUCCUGCCUGGCCUGAUGGUAUUUGUACAAAAUGUCAACCGAAUCCAGUAACCUUAGAAAUUCAAGCAUAUCGUCAUGUGGAUUUUGUACAAUUUGAAAAUCCUCAAUUAAUGGAUACAUUUCUGGACUAUUGGCGACAGACUAAUUGUCAACGUAUCGGUAUUCUACUUGGACGUUAUGCUCACUUUGAUGCACCCGGUUCCCCACCAUUGGCAAUAAAAGCUGUUGUCGCUGCAAUUUAUGAACCAGCUCAAGAAUCCACAUCUAGAUCAGUGAAAUUGACUGAUCCACUUGACAGAGUUUUUCCAAAACAUGCUGCAGAAGUUGCUAAACGAAUCGGUCUACAACCUGUUGGAUGGAUUUUUACAGAUUUAGUUGCUCAAAAUCCAGGUGGCAAUGGCGUAGUGAAGCAUUUUCGUGGGACUGUUGACACAUUCUUUUUAAGCGCUGAAGAGUGUAUCACAGCUGCACGCUUUCAAAAUUUGCAUCCAAAUAUCUGUCGUCUUAGUCGAGAUGGGUGUUUCGGAUCGAAAUUUGUCACUGUUGUCGUCACCGCUGAUGCAUCAAAUCAUAUUCAUUUUGAAGCUUAUCAAGUGAGUAAUCAAGCUAUGGCAUUGGAGAAGGAUAAUAUUCUAGUACCAACAUAUGAUGCACCUGAAUUGGGUUAUAUUCGAGAGACUACAAGAGAACAAUUUGUACCGGAAGUAUUUUAUGCGACAAACGAUAAAUAUGGCAAUUGUGUAACACGUGUAGCUCGUCCUUUACCAGUGGAAUUUUUACUCAUCAAUAUGCCAACAGCUUUCCCAAUUGAACCAGCGUAUACAAUGGCUAAAAUACCGGAUGACUUUCCUGCUAAUUGCCGUUUUCCUAUUGAAAAUCGUGAAUGUCUUGGUCAAAUUCAACAAAGCAUGCCUCACCGCUUUCGGCCAAUAGCAUAAGAAUCUGAGUCCCUCCGCAACCUUAACCCAACCAACUCUGGGUAUUCGGGUGGUGCCAUCGGCUGUCUUACUACAAGUUUCAGCGUAGAUUUGAGAACUCACGACCAUUGGUUAUCUGUUUUGUCUUAGGUUGAGACUCUUCAGGAGUACACAGUCAUGAUCCACUCUACAAAGGAUUGGACCCAAGACCUUCUGCUGUCAAGGUGAGUCCUUUGACUAUUUAGUCACUGAAUUCGAAUUGAAUGAUUCACGGGUUGUAAUUUCUGUGAUUUGGUUAUGUUACAAUAUACCAAUGAUCCUAAUGAAUCCGGUCUCUUAACCUGAAGGUUCUGUGUUCACAAUUACUGUGUGCUCACUCCUGAAGCAGCCAUAUACCUGUCAAUCCAUCUUGAUUUUUUCCAGCUGAUAUAUUAAUUCUUGACAAAAUCUACAUCGAAAUUGUCUGUAUCCGUAUUGCAUCAUGGGGCGACCAGUAUCGCUCUGUGUAGAUUUCUUCAUGCACUUAUUCCUCUUUAUAAUUUUAAACAGCAAAAACCAAAUGUUUAUAUAGAAUAAUAUGAGGUCAUCAUUUAUUCCGUUGGAUUCUGUUCAGUUGCUUACAACCUAAAAGUUGGUUAUGUAAAUGUACACAAAACUUUGUCAUACUUGUAAUGAUCUAUAUGAUUUUUGUUAAGAGGCACACAUGUUAAUGAACAAUGCUCAGAAUUUCCACUUAUGUAACUUAUAAAGGAGAUCAAGGUUCAAACAAAAUUUCAGACAUACAAAAUUAAUGUUCGGAUACAUUGAAAACUGAAUUACAUAGUCAAGACAAGAGGCGAGAAGUUGAUGAUUGAGAUGAAGGGAUGAGAUAUCGAGUCACCAAUGCAAAGAAGGACUAAUAAGUCAAUGUUCCUGAGCACAUAAUUCAGCUUUUAAAGGUUUAAUGGCGAUCGCUUCAGUUAAUUUGAGUGGAGGAGAGUUGUAUUGCUUAAUAAUAAUCUUGAAGGAUUUCAUGCUGCCUACCUCAAGGCCCGUAUCAAUAAGAUGUCUGGCAAUAGCACCGUCCAUAGCAUUUGUUGCCUUGAGACGUAAAUGUUUUGGUACAUGUUCAGAGAAUCAGCCGAAGAUAAGCUCUUCACUCGGUUCCCCCAAUUGAUACGCAACACUUUUCCUACACAAGGCCCAACCGAUAGCUGUUGUCUUGAUUUGUCGACUGGUCGGGCUUGUAUAUCACGGCCGCUUAAUGAGCCAUGCUGCCUGGGACGUGUGUUCCUGCAGAUCUCGCC